AUUCUUGUUUUAAAAAAAAAACUUUUUUUGGCCUGACCUCGAACCCUGGGCUCCUCUGGGAACUAGAUAGUCACGGGACGAAUGAAUAAGUAAAUAUCGACUGCAAGCUCUCGGCCUACAUUCGGAACAUCUGUAAAAAUAGUGGCGCUUCACAACGCGUUCAGUUUAUUGCACGCUGCGCCGAAAACGACCGCUUUAAUAAUUCGAACUCCGGAAUUCGUUCGAAUUUUAAAAUUGCCGCGCAACGAAUGUACCGGUUUGCCGAGUUUGAAUCUGUGGAUUGUGAUUAGAACUUUUUUGAAAUUGGAACGAGUGUUCGGCCUUUAUGAAUGAGUUUGUUUGUUGUAUGCUAUUGUUUUUUUUUUUAUUGUGCAAGAGAUUAGAUUUUUGUCAACAGCGUAAUUGCGUAAUACGUAAAAGGUAUCUUAGUGUCGUGUGCCGGAUGUGUGCAGUGAUGUGCUAGUGUCAUGAUGGAAGCUCCUUCGCUGGAGGCCGACGAGGAGGGUCGCCCGCAGCAGACCUCCUCGAGCGGCAGCGGCUCCUCCUCCGGCACCGGCUACUAUGGACACAAGAACGGUGAAUGGCGUGGGGAGAGGCGAAUGCUGGAUAUCACACGAGACAAGCCCGUCAAGGUGUGCGUGCGCGUCGUGGUGCCGGUCAGAGACCAUCCGAAGUUCAACUUCGUUGGCAAACUAUUGGGUCCGAAAGGCAACUCCUUGAAAAGACUGCAGGAAGACACCAUGUGCAAGAUGGCGGUGUUAGGACGAGGUUCUAUGAAAGAUCGCCAAAAGGAGGAGGAGCUCCGCGUGUCGGGUGACCCGAAGUUCGCUCAUCUCUCCGACGAGCUCCACGUGGAGAUUAGCGCCUUCGCCACUCCGGCUGAAGCUCACGCGCGCAUCGCAUACGCACUCGCUGAGCUCAGGAGGUUUUUAGUACCUGAUUACAACGACGACAUAAGACAAGAGCAGAUGCUGGAGAUGCAGAUUCUGUCGUCACAAAACGAGCAGAGACGUCUCACUCCCCCCGACUCCUCCCGCAGCGGCAGUGAGGAGACCCUGCCUUUGAGGGACACCGCCAACAAACAGAGACUGCCGAGCACCCCGUUGGCGCCAGCGCAGCAGGCUCUGCCGCUAGCCGUGAGCCACGCGGGCGCGCGUGACUUCUCCCCUCCCGCGCCCACCCCGCCCGAACAUCUCGCUCAUCAUCAGCAACUGGCUCCAAACCACGCGGGUCACGGAGUGCUGGUCAGCGGGGGGGUCAUCCAACAACCCCCCGCGCACCACCUGCUCACACAGAACGCCAUAUUGGGUGGUGGGGACAUACUGGGUCUGAGCAGCCCCGUGCUUGGUGGCAUGCUACACGCGCACCCAGCACUGCGCGGGGUCAAGCCCGCCGCCGUGCAUGCCCUCGCGACGCAAGGUGCGGCUGGGGCGGCUGGCGCGAGCGGGCGCAAGCGGCCGCUGCUGGGCGCGCGCGCCGCCAUGUCGCCGACUAAGCGCGCCGUCAUGACGCUGCUGGCCCGCGCGCGCGCCGCCACGCACAAGCACGCGCCGCAGUGGCCCGCGCCGCACGAGCACACAGCACUCUUUCCACUUAUAAGAGAUGACUUCGUGACCGGAGUGGGCGUCAAUAUCAACUUAGCAUAAUGAAAUGAUCUAGUCAAAUAUUAAAUGAAAUGAAUUAUUUAUAGAUGCGAAAAUUACUUUACCUAACUUGAUAUGCAAAGAAGAAAAUUACUUUGCGAGAAUCCGCAUAAACCUAUGUCAUUGUACUUUAUUGUCUAGUCUAGAUAAUGUUAUUUUUAUCUGAAACUUCAACGCACGUUUUGAUUCUGUAUGGUCUAUAAUAAAGGAACGCAAGAUAUCGCCGAGAGUGAGUGAAAGCAUAAUAUGCUUCCAUGGAUACUGUAGUCAUCAAUCUAUUUCGAAAAGUCUGUUUUGCUGUUUUUGUAUGCUUUAUUACUGCAGACUUACGGACACAGACAGAUUUACACACCAAGGGGUACCAAGUGUAUCAUAAACCACAUCAUUAAAAUUACACAGACUACCCGAAAUAGAUUGACUGGACACAAUAGCAGUGCUUGAAUGUGUAGACGACCGUAAUAAAAAUAAAUACAUAAUAUUAUGAUUUAGUAUUUUUAUCCAUGGCUGGCUUUCGUAAAUUAGGUAAUGUAUUUGUCAUUGUAGGUGUUGAGUUUUUUUAUAAUUGCGUAUUAUUGCAAAGUAUUUUUUCUUGCAUAGAAUUAGUAUAGUAAAUUAUUAUUUAGUUAAAACUGUAUUGUAAAUAGUACCUACUUAAACCAUUAGUAUUUUUUUUUUUUUUUGAAUAUUUUGUAGGAAUAUUUUAUUUUUCUCUGAUAUCUAUCCUCCGAUAUUUUUUAUUUGUUAACGCGUUAACUUCUGUUGGUUUUGGUUUUGUCAGUUUCCUGUAGGUUUUAUAUCGGAGAGUGCGCCCAGAAUCUUUUUGAUCUAGUUCACCUUUUUACAAUAGAACUGCCAGGCUUCGCAGAGGUCUGCAUCCAUACGCAGUUGAUGUCCCCUGGACGCGUACGAACCGUUUCGGUUCUUCGUUCCUGAUCCUGGCUGCGAAAUUAUGGAAUGCCCUUCCAGCUUCCAUUUCCCCGACCACCUGCAACAUGGGUAUAUCAAGUCAAGAGUGAAUAGGCAUCUUUUAACCAAGCGCGUUCACCAUAGGCUGUGUCAUCGCUUACUGUCAGGCAUAAGCGCUCGCCUAUAUAAUGUAAAAAAACUUUACAAGUAUAUAGAUGCUGUUUUUUCUCCAUCCCUAGAUAGGUUGAGAUAGGCCGCAAAUGUCACAAUACAGAUAAGGCCACUCAAGCAAAAGCCGUAAUCGGGCAUUGAUUUUCGAUUAACCGACUGAGAAAAUGCUUAAAAAACGAUCCAGACAUCUAAAUUACCCUUGGCACGCUUCAAUAGAAUAUCUUAAUAAAAAAGCGACCUUGGCAAAAAAUUAAUAGCACAAUAUUUAUGUCAUUUACAAAGAUUUUAUACUAUUAGACAUGUCACAAGCGCGUCAAAACUAAGGUGAAAAAAGGUGACUAAUUGUCUUAAUUUCAUUUAGUUGAAUAUAAACAGCGAAAGUUAUUUGCAUGUGUGCGCUCAGCGGAGUAACUAACUAUUUAUAAACUUUGUCUUUUAUGGUCCAUAAUAGGUAAUUGACCGACCAAGUUGAUGGUCUACCUGUUAGUGGCUUAUGGCAUGACGAUUCUCUUUCUAUAAUCGCAAACAUUUCGAAAUUUAAAAAUGUAUGCGAAUGACAUGUGAUAUCGACAGGUUACAUGAUCAAGUUAUCGAUUCACUGUCAUUCCCUUAUAUAUUUAGUUAGGUUAUUUUUUUUAAAAUAGCAACUGUUGAGUUUCUUGCCGGUUUCUUCUCAGCAGAACCAGCCUUCCGAAGGUGGUAGAAUAUUUACAAAUAGUCAACUAACGUGUCAAAAGUGCUUGUAAACUGAGCCUACUUGAAAUAUAUAAAUUUUGAUUUUGAGUUUUGGAAGCGUUAGAGUUAGUAGAAAGAGAAUCAACAAGCUAUAUAGCUACAGGCCAAUAAGUAGAAUACCAUCUAUUAAUUCACUUUUUGCGGUGAUUGUGUAGUGUCUAAUAGUACAAAAUCGUUGGUCAUUAAUAAAAAUAUCGUGUCACGGUUUUUGUGGACGCACUCUUCCGAAGCGGCUCGAACGAUUUUAAUGAUUUUUGUAUACCUAACUAUUUGGUAGGUAUAAGAUUAAAUCAUAUUAUUCACCCUCCUCAUUAUACCUCCUUAUUCUACAAUAAAAAAAUUUCGAAGCAGAGCCAUGUCAAAUAUUUUUUUUAUUGAUUUUUGGUGCAUUGUCUUUUUAUUUCAAUUCCGUCAAUUUUUGAUAAACCCCAGUAAUUUUAAGCUUUUACUUAGAAAAUAAAGGACCACGGUGUUUUUUAAUCCUACGCCUUCUAGUGAAAUAGUUGUAAAUAAUAAUACAAUAUAAUUAUAUGGUAUCAUGAUUAUUACUUAUCAAUAAAUAAUAAUCAAUAUUUUUGAAUAUACUAUAUUAUUAUUGUUUAUUAAUAAAUAAUAAUAAAUUUAGGAUAAAAUGUUACAGACGAAAAAUAUAUCUUAGCGAAAUUAUAAUAAAAUUAUAGUUCAUAUUAAAUUAAUAAUGUAUUGAUAAUUUAAAGAUAUUUUAAAUGUAAUUUAUAAAUAAAUUAAUUAAUAUAGGUAAUAUAAUGCACGCCGAGCACAUUUUAUUCAAAACUAAUCCGUUAAUAAAAUAAAAAUUUAAUAUGAAACACUUGCACGGAUAAUACCAUAGAGUUAUCUAUAAUAACCUAAGGCUUUCGGCCAUUUCACAGUUCAGAAAAUAUUUAAUUUUUUUAUCUAAUCAAGUACAUAAAACUAAAAUAAAUCGAUUACUAAAAAAUAUUAAAAUCCUUUUAAGAAUUUACAAAUAUAGAUUAUUAUAUAUGUACCUUUAAAGGGACACAAAUGAAUGAAAGAACGAAUUAAUUGAAUGAACAUAUUGUCAGUGAACUAAUUUAUUAGCAAUCCACGACCAACCUGACGUUAUUUCGUUUUAAAAUCCCUUUUGCUAAAGUUUAUUUAUUUUCGAAAAAAUCCAGUCACUCAUAAUAUGUUUCACUAUUAAAUGACCACGCAGAAAAGUCUUUUAAUAGGAGCUUUUAAGGUGGUGGACACACUACUUAUUAUGUUCUAAAUCAUUUAUAUUUUUAGCAAAAAAAAUACUGUUUAGUACAUAUUGAAAGAGCAGGUUGACCGUAAAGAGAAAAAGUUUACUCUAAACCAACAAUAUUGUUUAAUCACUUUGUUUUUUCUCAAAGAAGCUAUCCCUUGAGAAAUAUUUUUACCAUAAUUUAUAGAAUAAAAACCUUUCAAAAUAAUUUCAGUUCCAAUCUUAAACAAUAUAAUUCAACUCAUAAGUCGGGAUUAAAAGUAUGUGGCCGUUUAUUUAUGUAUUUUAUGGUUUUCUUUUCUUUUUUCACAACUGCAAGAAGGGUUAUGUUUUUUUUUUUUAUUUUGUGUUGUUUAUGGAUACCCGUUAAUCAAGCGCAUACUGAAUACAAACAUAAAAAUUUGUUAAACGAAUAGAUUAUAAUUAUAUAAGAAUAAAUUGAAAUAAGUGUAAUAUUGUAAGGAAUGUAAUUAUUAAAAAAUAAAUUGAAACCUGAUCUUACCAUAUUCCAAAAUCUAUUUGUAUGUUUUAAUGAAGUUUGACGCUCUAUCAACUGGAAAUUUGAUCGUAGUCUAUAGUAGGUAUGAAAAUAUGUAACUAAGAAUCAAAUGAAAAUAAUACUUUUUAUUGCUUCAGUAACUAAGGUAGGUAUAAAUAACAUUUUCACUACUCUUGCUCAAAAACACUGUCAUAUUACCACUCCACAGCGGGGCUAAACAAACGUUUCAGCCUCUAGGGGCUAAAGUAAUUUUGUUUUUUUUUAAUCCUUGUCUGUUACGAGUACUAGCCAAGUACUAGCCUACUAUAAAACGGAGGAGGUUUUAUUCGAAAAUAGAAUCAUUAUAGUUAAGACCCUGAUUGUUUGAAAAAUAAAUAAAAAACUUUAAAUUGGAAUGAAAUGCAGUGUUCUUGUCUGUGGAAUGCGUUCAUUUUUUUAUUUAAUUUUUAUUGAGUUACGAAUAGAGCGAAAUUUGAAGACAUGGGAUAUCCUUUACGGUUUAAUACCUUUGCCUUUUUCUCAUGUGAAAAAAAUAAAAUUAAAAAGCGAGAAUUUAAAAAACAAUUGGCGUGAAUAAUACAUUCUUGAUUUUUUUCAGAAAUUCAUUGUAAAUUUGUGACCGUAACUUACAUAUUUUUCAACAAUAAUUGUUAUUGUUGUCUUCAUCUAGUGAUGAUGGUGAUCCUAAUUUGGAGAUGGAUGAAAUUUUCAAUAUGUUACCAUCAAAGUCGAGAUGCAUUUACUUAAAUACUUACCUACGAAAAAAUUAAUAAGUGGAGAAAACAACUACGAAUGGAUUCACUAACGAAAGGAGUUUUUUAAACUAUUAUCUCCCACGUUUACCUCACAUACUCAUUAUUUAUCUUCACAGUAGUCGAAAAUUAUGUUACUGGGUAAAAGCAUCUCCCUUAAUAUCCAAAAUUGUAGACUUUGUAAAUAAAAUUGUUUAGUACAAUAUUCAAUGAUUUAUUUUAAUUGAAAAUUAAAUUAAAUCAUUGAAUAUUGUACUAAACAAUUUUAUUUUCUCGCAAUCGUAGUGAAAAGCAGAGUAACACGUAGGGCUAAACCCAUUAUAAACUCGAUUACUAUUUAGGCGGCCCUCGCCUUACGUCUCGGGCCCUAAAAAUACCUCGUAUAUAAUGGAUCUUUUUAGCCCCUUGUCAAUCUACUAUUUGUGAAACCAAAUCUUUUACCCGACUGCGUCAGGUGGAUAAGAAAUUUAUGUUUUUUUUUGUUUAAUUUAAAGACGUCCGAUUUUAAUUCUGGCAUUAUUUAUGGCUUCUUUUCCUAAGCACUAUUAUUACACUGUACUGAAGCGAAUCAUAAAACUUAAUAUUUUGAAUAUUGAAUCGAAACAGGCAUAUUAUUCAGAACUUCAUUAAGAAAAUAUAGUAAUAGCAAAGUAAAUAAAUUAUUUGUAUUUUCAAUGGUCAUAUUCAAAAUGGCUGAAAAAUAAAACUAUUGUCGUACUGAAAUUUAUUUCGACCGAAUAAUAGAAUAUUGAUCAUAUAAUAAAAAAAUAUAUUAUUUAGUUCUGCAAUGUGGUAAGAUUGGGAAUAAAUCUUCUAUAUGUAUACAGUUAAUAAGUUUGUUCUAAUAAAUUUAACAUUACCUAUAGUAAAAUUUUCGCAUAAAUUAAGAUUCUUAUAUUUAUAAAAUUUUAUUAAUAUUAACUAACAAAUAAAUAUUAUAAUAAUAUCAUUCAUUAAAUAAAAAGUAUUUGCUUGAACCUCGUCUGUGUUUUGUGAUAUAUUAGUUAGAAAAAUUUUAAUUAAAAAAUAUCAAAAGAAAGAUCAAAAAUAAAAAUAAUUGAAUGUGUGUAGUUUCAAUAGAAAUUGUCUAGUUUACGUAGGCCCUAAAUCUUCACAUACUGAACAAAAUCUGACCAACUGUGUGUGUAAACAACCCCUAAAUAGUUUUGACAGAGAUUACCUAUAAAAAAAAAGAAAUAUUUCUUUUUUACUAGUUAUACGCUUGUGAUCUUGUAACUUUAUUUAUUUUUCGUAAAACAAAUCCUCAAGUAAUUAUUGUUUUUUUUUUGCGAAAUUAUAUAUUUACGAAUAAAAUACGAUUACAAGUCGAACAGUGUUCAUAAAAAAUGAUUCAUGUGUAAAAUGAUUUUUCUUAACUUGGGACAUGUAUUGGAUAAUCAGAAAGAGUGGACAUAUUCAUGUUAGCCCAGUGGAUAUCACCUCUGCCCCAGAUUCCGGAUGGUGUGGGUUCGAAUCCGGUCCGGGGCAUGCACCUCCAAUAUUUCAGUUGUGUGCAUUUUUCAGGAAAACAUCGUGAGGAAACCUGCAUACCAGAGAAUUUUCUUAAUUCUCUGCGUGUGUGCAGUCUGCCAAUCCGCAUUGAUAGAAAAAAUAGAUCGACUAGAAACUGUCAAAGACGUACUUUGAUAGUUUCUAGUCGAUCUUCAAGUAGGUACCUACAUUUAAUCUCUACAAAUUACUGAUACACCCAACAAACUGAAGUCACAUGUAGAUUAAUAGGCGGUAGUUGUUACGCUAUUUUAUUAUGUUUAAUUAUGAUUAGCGUAAUCAUGGAAAAAUCAUCAAAUUGUGUACGUGUGUGUGACGCUAAAUAUUAUUAAUUACUAUAUAAUACCUGCAAAACAGAUCAAUUAUACUAUGAGUUGUUUUAAUGGUUUCUGAUUUAUCCACUAUGUCACAAGUAAAAAAAAUCAGUGUUUGUUUAUUGUAAUUUUUUGUCACUUCUUCGCUGACUUCUUCUUCUUCGCUGGAUUAAAGACAUAAUGCUAGCCACUCAUCAUCCAAUUAGUUCACGUGCAGCGCUAACAGCAGGACAUCCGAUCAGUUUUAUCGUAUGUCGUGCUGUUAGCGCUACAGGCACGUGAACUUAUUGGAUGUUUGGUGGCUAGCAUAAGGGGUCGUGAACGAAACAUUACGCGUCCAAUUUGUGUUCAGUUUUUCACUAUGCGUCCGAUCAAUCAGGAUAAGACUAGACGCAUUGGUAUCGUCUAUGUAUUCUUUAUUUAAAGUAAAGACCUAACUUUUUGGAGUUAAAUUUUCUUUGUAUCUUUGAUCUAGAUAUAUUAUGUCAUGCCAACCAUUAUUUUGUACGUUAACUGUAAGGCGUAUAUGCACUGAUAUAUUAAUGAAAAUAAACAGAUCGAUUAGA
Bicyclus anynana (squinting bush brown) is the source of this 8323-nucleotide messenger RNA. RefSeq names its product KH domain-containing, RNA-binding, signal transduction-associated protein 2-like. Gene Ontology annotation, molecular function: mRNA binding. The transcript is spliced from 11 exons. Gene Ontology annotation, biological process: regulation of alternative mRNA splicing, via spliceosome. Lineage: Eukaryota; Metazoa; Arthropoda; Insecta; Lepidoptera; Nymphalidae. The coding region runs from base 468 to 1646 and encodes 392 amino acids. The record is from RefSeq and is a predicted model, not a curated record. Gene Ontology annotation, cellular component: nucleus.